Messenger RNA from Pseudopodoces humilis (Tibetan ground-tit), 2166 nucleotides. The record is from RefSeq and is a predicted model, not a curated record. Lineage: Eukaryota; Metazoa; Chordata; Aves; Passeriformes; Paridae.
GUCCCACCAACCACCCCCGAGCCCCCCAGCCGGACCCAGGAGCCCCCCGGGACCCCCAGGCCAUGCCGUGGCCACCUCCGUCCACUCUGCCCGACGCCCCCUUCCCCAACCGGGCUCUGGCCGCGCUGGCCGCGCUGGCCGAAGCUCUGCUGGCCCCCGGCUACUGGGCACUGGACCAUCUGCUGUCCCUGCGGCCCACCACGGCCCAGCGGGCGAGCCGGCGGCGCCACCGGGCCGGUCACUGCCUGGCCGUGGCCAGCGGGCUGGCGGCGGCGGCGGCGCUGGUUCUGCUGGUUCUGCUGGCGCUGCCGCCGGCGCUGCUGGGCCUGGCGCUGUGGCUCCCGGCUCAGGCCAAACGCCGGUCAUUCGUCCAGCAGCGCGCGGCCGGAGCGGCCGCGCCGCGGCCGUGGGACGCGCGGACACCCAGAGGUUUCACCUUCCUGAGCGCCAACGUGUGCCUGAUGCCCGACGGCCUGGCCAGGUUCAGCAACCUCGGACACGGCCGGCGCAGAGCGGCGGUCAUCGGCCGGACACUCAGCGGCGGUCAGCGGCCGGCGGCCGGAGAGGCCGAGGGAGGUUCUGGGUGUCGCCAGGGGUUGCUGGAGAUGGGGCGUGGGAAGGGGGGAGGUUACGGGGGGACGGCGGCUCGGGGGGGACGCGCCGGGGUGGACGCACGGACGGCGGGCGGUCAGUCGGAGGUUGAGGGCAGCGUGGGGGUGUGGCCGGAGGUGGUGGUGGACAGCACAGUGAUGGACAGCACAGUGGUGGACAACACAAUGGUGGACAACACAAUGGUGGACAACACAAUGGUGGACAACACGAUGAUGGACAGCACGAUGAUGGACAACAUGAUGAUGGACAACACAAUACCGAUGACCAACCCAAUGAUGGACAACCCAACAAUGACCAACCCAACACCGAUGACCAACCCAACAAUGACCAACCCAACAAUGACCAACCCAACACUGAUGACCAACCCAACGAUGACCAACCCAACGAUGACCAACCCAACGAUGACCAACCCAACAAUGACCAACCCAACGAUGACCAACCCAACGAUGACCAACCCAACAAUGACCAAUCCAACGAUGACCAACCCAACGAUGACCAAUCCAACGAUGACCAACCCAACGAUGACCAACCCAACACCGAUGACCAACCCUCGGCCAAGCGCUGACUCUGCACCCACCCCGGCACCCUCCCCAUCUCCGAGGCCGGAGCGGCCGAUCCCGCUGCCCGACCCCAUGCCGCCGGUGCUGACCGCCCGCGUCCCGCCGGACACCGACUUCCUGUGCCUCCAGGAGGUGUUCGACGCCGCCGCGGCCGCCGCCCUGCGCCGGCAGCUGGGCCGCCGUUUUCCCUACGUGCUGUGGGGGGUGGGCCCGGGGGGGCUGCGCUGCGGCCGGCUGCGGGUGAUGGGCAGCGGCCUCCUCCUGGCCAGCCGCUUCCCGCUGACCGCCGCCCGCUUCCACCCCUUCCCCGUGGCCGCCCACGAGGACGCGCUGGCCAACAAGGGGCUGCUGGUGGCCCAGGUGCUGCUGGGGACGCGGCAGGGCCGGAGGGUCGUGGGGUACCUGGGCUGCACCCACCUGCAGGCGCCCGCGCCCGAUGCCACCAUCCGUGACCAGCAGCUGUCCCUGUCCCUGCGCUGGCUCCGGGACUUCCGUGGGGACCAGGAGCAGCCGGGGGACCUGGUGGCCUUCGAUGUCCUCUGUGGGGACCUCAACUUCGACAACUGCUCCCGGGGUGACGCCCAGAACCAGCAGCACCCCCUGUUCCAGGAGUUCUGGGACCCCGCGCGGCGCCGGCCCGGACAGGACCAGCCCUGGGCCAUCGGGACGCUGCUCAACUGCCUCAAGAUCUACGAGGAGCCGGUGUCCAACCCUGAGGAGAUGGAGAGGACACUGUCCGAGCCGUGGGGUCGUGGUCAGUUCCUGGCCGGUCCCAUCCUGUCCAGCGGAGCUCCGGACCCGAUGGCCGAGCGGCCGUGGCAGGGCCGGAGAGUGGACGUGGUGCUGCUGCGGAGGGACCCGGCACUGCCCACUGAGGUCACCGGCUUCUCGGUCAUCACCCAGCUGGCCACACUGAGUGACCACCUGCCCGUGGCCUUGCGCCUGCGCGUGGGGCCCGCUGACCCCUGACCCCGGCAUGGCCACGGCUCCGGCC